This is a messenger RNA of Brassica napus (rape), 3117 nucleotides long. Its product is annotated as receptor-like protein 48. The coding region runs from base 594 to 2987 and encodes 797 amino acids. The record is from RefSeq and is a predicted model, not a curated record. Gene Ontology annotation, molecular function: protein binding. The transcript has 2 exons. Lineage: Eukaryota; Viridiplantae; Streptophyta; Magnoliopsida; Brassicales; Brassicaceae.
GGGUAUUUUAAUUAUAGAUCCAAACCGACCUGGACCCGAGAAGAACAGACCCGGAAGUUUAUAAGUAUCUAUUGGGUCUAAAUAUUUAAGACCCGAAAGACCUGGACCCGAAAAGAACCGGCUCGAACCCGACCCGAAGACUCGAACGCCCAGGCCUAAUGACAUCCAAGAAACAGCAAAACCACAAAUAUAUUCAUCUAAUAUGACAUUCAAAAACAGCAAAAUAAACUCAUGGCAUUCAAAAAACAGCAAAACUCAAAUAUAAGUUGUUAUUUCGAUUUUGAAAAGAGAUUUUUUCUUGACAACAAUAUCUGUAAAUGAAAACUUUGGAGUAACCAAACUAUUGAAAAUUAGUUGAUUAGUAAAAAUGUGUUUCAUCCUCACUUUCACUGUAACGAACCAAGAAAAAUAGACUUAUUCGGUAACUGUUCUUUUGAAAAAUCAACCGAAUUUUCAGGCUCCACUCGGCCGAGAAUUUUGAUUAAUCUGCACUACACGGUUUGCUAGCUCAAACUUUCGUUUCUUCCAUAAAUGCAAGAGCAACCAACAUUACUCUUGUCUCAGACAAAAACAAAAUCAAAGAAAAGAAAAACAUGAUACAUUCUUGUAGUGAGAGGAAGAUGAUAACAUGGCGCUUGUGUUUGGUCUUUUCUCUUUCAUACUCAGUACUUGUUUUUGCUUCUCCUGCUAAGAAUUUGUGUCGUCCAGACCAGAGGGAUGCUCUUUGGGAUUUCAAGAACGAGUUCAUUGUUCAGAAGGAUGAUCGUUUGAGUUAUUCAAAUCCGAAGACAGAGUCUUGGAGGAACAACACUGACUGCUGUUCUUGGGAUGGUGUCCGUUGUUAUCUUCAGACAGGGAACGUCGUUGAGUUAAAUCUGUGGGGCAGUUUUCUUAGUGGCCCUUUAAGAUCUAAUAGUAGUCUAUUUAGACUACAACAUCUGGAGAUUUUGAAUCUUGGAUCCAAUCCUAAUCUUUAUGGAAAUAUUCCUUCUUCACUCGGAAAUCUUUCUUAUCUUACUGAUCUUGUUCUUUCUGAUUGUGGUUUUACCGGUGAGCUACCAGAUUCGAUGGGUAACUUAAACAGGCUGAUAGAUUUGCGACUUUAUAAUAACAAGCUCCGUGGGAACUUUCCUCUUUUCCUUCUCAAUUUAAGCGAUAUCACUCAGAUCUCACUUAGUUCUAACAAUUUCAUAGGAUCUAUUCCGUCAUCUCUUUUCCUCAGCUCUUCCUUGGUCGUGCUUGAGCUGAGUGGAAAUAAUUUUAGCGGUCCUCUUGAUAUUGGGAAUGUCUCUUCACCAUCUAAGCUUCGAAAUCUAGGCCUUGGAAGAAACAAUUUCAGUGGACCAAUGCUGGGAUCUACAUCGAAACUAGUCAGCCUCAAGGAUCUUGACCUCUCUUUUUGGAGGGAUAGUUUAAAUUUCAGCAUCUUCUUGCAUCUCACGUCACUAGAGAGACUUGACCUCUCCUAUCCGAAUACCAGAAUCAUGGUUGACUUGGAUCUUUUCUCACAUUUCAAGUCACUUUGGGAUCUUAAUCUUUCAGGGAAUAAUUUGAAGAUCAGUUCAACUCUCCAUUUUCCCUCACCCAUAUAUAUGUUGAAGUUAUCAUCAUGCAACAUUUCUCACUUUCCAAAGUUUCUACAAAGCAAAACCAGUUUGUCUUAUUUGGACAUAUCCGCGAAUCAAAUUGAAGGCCAAGUACCAGAGUGGUUAUGGAGAUUGCGGUAUGUAGACAUUUCUCAAAAUUCCUUCAGCAGCUUUGAAGGACCAUCGGAUGUUUUUCAAAGAAGUGGCCGACAACCAAAUUCUACAAUGUUCUUUUUAGGCUCCGGUAAUCUGUUUACGGGAGAGAUUCCAAGAAUGAUAUGUGAACUGGUUAAUCUUCAGACACUUGUAUUAUCUAACAACAACUUCAGCGGUUUCAUACCUCAGUGUUUUAAAAAUUUCAAUACUACUAUUUCAGUCUUGCAUCUUCAGAAUAACAGUCUCUCUGGUGCUUUUCCUCAGGAAUCUAUCGGUGGUCGGUUGAGAUCACUUGAUGUUGGUCACAAUAGGUUAUCAGGUAAACUUCCCAAAUCUUUGGUAAAUUGUACUCAGCUCGAGUUUUUGAACGUGGAAGACAACAGAUUCAAUGACACGUUUCCAUUCUGGUUGAGAUCAUUGCCUAUUUUACAGUUUCUUGUCCUUCGUUCUAACAAGUUCCACGGGCCAGUAUCUUUUCCUCAAGAUUCUAUGAAUUUCUCCAAGCUACGAAUCUUUGACGUUUCGCAAAAUCUCUUCACUGGAGUAUUGCCAUCAGAUUAUUUUGCUGGUUGGAGUGCAAUGUCAUCACCGGUUGUAUACGUGGAAGCUAUUGUUCAUAUGUUAGUGUUCCAAAACUAUCAUAAAUCGGUGGGUCUGACGAACAAAGGAUCAAAUAUGGAUCUGGUUGGGAGUGGUUUUAGAAUCUACAAAACCAUUGAUGUCUCUGGAAAUAGACUCGAAGGAGACAUUCCUCAAUCCAUCGGCCUACUUAAGGAGCUCGUUGUGCUCAACAUGUCAAACAAUGCUUUCACGGGGCAUAUUCCACCUUCUUUGUCAAACUUGACCAAUCUCCAGUCCCUAGAUCUAUCCCGAAACAGAUUAUCCGGCACAAUCCCACCAGAUCUCGAGAAACUCACGUUUCUGGCAUGGAUGAACUUCUCCAACAACAUGCUCGAAGGUCCAAUACCACAAGGCACUCAGAUUCAAAGCCAAAACAGUUCUUCAUUUGCACAAAAUCCUGGGCUAUGCGGUGCUCCUCUCAAAAGGUCAUGCGGUGAAGGAGAAGAAGAAGCGAGAAAACAAGAGAAAGAAGAUGAAGAAAAGGAAGAAAAAGAUCAAGUCUUGAGCUGGAUUGCUGCUGCAAUAGGCUAUGGACAUGGUGUGUUUUGCGGAUUUGUCAUCGGCCAUAUUCUGUCAUCAUAUAGACAUGACUGGCUCAUGAGAAUCUUUCGUUCUUUUGCUUGAUAAAAGAAUUAGUUGCCUGAUGAUAUCUAAUCAUCUAUGUUGUUUUCAGAUUACUAUUAUAAUGUCGUAAAUAAUUCUCUUUUGUUGUAUUGUUUUGCCACUCUUAUUGAGAAUCUGUGUUUUUAGUUAA